Molecule: messenger RNA, 889 nt
Organism: Syngnathoides biaculeatus (alligator pipefish)
Lineage: Eukaryota; Metazoa; Chordata; Actinopteri; Syngnathiformes; Syngnathidae
Exons: 9
Coding region: 213-854 (213 amino acids)
Source: RefSeq, a predicted model, not a curated record
UGCCACAGGUUUGAUACCGCCCAUGGUCCGCCCUUCUGACCAGAUAAAGGAUGUGUGCUUUCUCUGUAUCUUCGCACUUGUGAUCUGCUCUCUACUGCCAUUGUCUGGAACUCGUAAGGGCCCGGAAUAUUCUGAAAUUUAGUCUAGUGGAUCGUUCCUUGUUGUAAACGCAGCCACCCUAUCAAGAACAUCAGUCGUGAAAAGCUACAAAAAUGUCACUUUCAAUGAUCAAAUGGUUGUUCACACUCGUGCUCCUUCAAUCUGGGAAUCUCAUCCAAGCCAGUAGUGACCAAUGCUGGACUCCGUGGUUUGAUCGUGACAACCCCUCUGGUACUGGAGACUAUGAAACUCUUGCAGACCUGCUCAAAGAAAACCCAGGGAAGGUCUGUGAGCAUCCAAUUGAAAUUGAGGUCAAAACAAAAUCUGGAGCCAGUGUUGGUACAACGGGCGAUGUGAUUCAUACAUCUAAUGCACACACUGGAUUUAUAUGUAGAAAUCGUGACCAGCUGCAUGAUGGUCUUUGUGCAGAUUAUCAAGUUCGUUUCUUGUGCCCCGUUGAGUUCUGUAAAGCAAAAGAAUGCAAGACUCCAUGGUACGAUCGAGACAACCCUAGUGGGACCGGAGACUAUGAGACACUUGGGAAUCUCUACAUUGAACACCCAAAUGAAAUCUGCCAAUUUCCGCUGGACAUUGAGGUCCAAACCGUCGCUGGAAGUAGUCUGGCUUCAACAGGGGAUGUCAUUUUUGUAAUGGAUACAACUACUGGGUUCAUCUGUAAAAAUGCUGACCAGACGGGGCGACGUUGCUCUGAUUAUAAAGUUCGCUUCAUAUGUCCCAUCGAUUUCUGUAACUAACUGGAUAUUCAUGUAAAAUAAACUAUGAAUUCCAA